UCGAUUGUAGUGGGAAAUGAAGCUCGUCCCGGUGUUUGUGAUCCUCGCUCACAUUUCCCAGCAUGCCUCAGGGGUGGAGGUGGAGGUCUAUGAGGGGGAGGAGUCUGUGCUACUGCCCUGUCAGGUUCCUGCUCCUUUAUCUAAAGACGAUGUAGUUGUUUGGAGACGUGACGAUCUGAAUCCUGCAAUCAUCCACACUCUCAUCAAGGAACACGAUGACAUUAUAAACCAAAACCCUCGUUACACCAGCAGAACAUCAGUCCAGAAGGAAGCCCUGCACACUGGAGACCUGAGCCUCACUCUGAGAAACCCUACAGUCUCUGACAGUGGAACCUACAUCUGCACCACCCGCAGCUUCGGAGAGGACAGGAGCACAACUGAAGUACAGUUGAAGGUCAAAGGACCUUCUCCAGUCUGGGUCAAAGUUGUCCCAGCUGUCCUGAUUCCCCUGGUUCUCUUGGCUGCUGCUGUUGCUGUCUUCAUGAGCCUUGUAUAUAAAAGGAUGAAGAAAACUGCAGUUUGCCAGCUCAAAGCAGUGGAUGUGACAGAGGGUGCAGAAAGUGUCCUGCUGCCCUUUGAAUCCAAAAAAUGUAAGAGAGAGGACAUCAUAGUGGAGUGGAAACGUAUCCAAGAUAAAGAAAUCAAGGCCAUCGUAUAUGAGCAGGGUCAGACACAGCAUCAUAAAAACAACAAACCGUUCCGACGCCGCACAGAGAUGAAGAAAGACCCACGGACUACAGGAAAUGCCAGUCUGACUCUGAGAAAUGUUAGCUGUGAAGAUGGAGGUGUUUACAUCUGCACCGUCUGCGACAAUGAGGGAAAGACCCUGGAACAGCAAGUGGUGGUGCUCUUGGUUCAUGAGGGAUGGCUGAAAACCAUCAGAGGUUUGUUCCACAUUGGCACAGAAAACAAUGAUGAGCCCGCCACUCCACUUUCUCUUCUUUCAAAGUAACUCUGUUUACUGCAGUCAGUAUGAGUUAUCUGAAGGUUUUGGAUGAUUGUUGGUUUGAUUAUCAGAGAAACGACUGCUUGAUUUCUUCAUUCAACCAUUGCUCUUUACACUCUGUAGACAGAAAUUGUCUUGCUGUGGUCUGUGCACUACAUUUUGGACUGGCUGUAUUCUCUUGACAAGAACAACUUGUUACAUUAACUUAUCCAAAACAUUAAUUUGCCUUUAUAGGCUAUAGUGUGAGUGUGUGUGAACAGAUAAAAAUUCUCAGAUUAGAGCGCUGCACGAAUGUGUGUGACUGGUAGAAUGAGACUUGUAGUAGAAAGCUAUUUGAAUGCUCAACUUGAAUAUAGUAAGAUUAUGUGUAAGUACCAGUUCAUAUAAACUAUGCAUAUAUGCACAGGAAAACUCAGAUGUCCGAGUUUUCCAACAGCACUUGAACAAAGCUUGCACAUUCAGAGUCUUAAAAGAGGGUUUUUUAAAAGAAAGAAAAGUCAGUAGAUAAUAAUUGAUACUAAAAAGAUUCUCCCCCAUAUUUGUAUCAAAAACAACAGCACCUCCUUCAGCUGACACAUCACCACAGCCAGGCACACAGCCCCUCCCCUCACUAGCAGCUGAACAGUUUCAGCAGUGAGUAAAGCUCCUGUUUUAACAGUGUUGAAAUAUUGAAGAGUUAACAUAAAAGUAAACCUAGCUCCUCAUGCUAACACUAGUUGUUUAACCAUUAGCACCUGAUAGCCACUUUAGCUUUCUGUUAUGUUAACGUAGCGGCUAUGGCUACUUAAUGAGAUAAUUUUUUUUAAAUAAUAUACUAUAUAGUGUUAAAAUUGCACACAAAUAUAAUGUAACCCGUGUGUGUCUGGUAACCCAUGCACACAUUUUUUUUACCAAUCUGAAAGUGAAUGAAAAUAAUGUCACAAAUAUUUGUAGACAUUUGUAUCCACAGAAUAGCAGUUAGUCAUCACAUCUGUGUAAAAUCUGUCUGAGUCAUUCAUGUUUAUUUAGUUGGUGAUGUGUCCAUUCCUAAUAAUAGUGGCACAAAAAUCACUGCACAUGAGUUGUAUGGGUCAUUUUUUGCACAUUUGUUACUAGCCUAAUUCCUCUCUGUAUGGCUCUUCAUCCCAACAGCAGCCUAAAGUUUUGUGUUUUGUGCACAUGAAUUUAUAAAAUAUUAUAUAAAAAACUGUGAAUGGGAAAAAAUGGCAAUGAAUUGAACCAUUAAAUGUUGGACAUGGGUCAUAUAAAUAGGCUAUUCAUUCAUCAGUGGAGUAGAUAUGGACAUUGUUAAAAAUAAAAAAAAAGGUAACUGACUCUAACUGAAGUACUAUGUAGCUAGUAAAAAAAUAGAAGAUACCACCGACAAACAGGUACAGUAUAAACAGAGACUAUAUUGAAUGCAGUAGAGAAAAAGGAACGCUACUGUAGGGGCAUUUAUUAAUUUUAAAAAAAUAUUUGAAACUACAGAUGACAGGUUACUGAUAAAAAAGGAGAGAGAUGGUAUCAGAGGAAUGACACACCCUUAAAUACUCUGUCUCCCCUAGUCAGCCUGCCAUGUAGUAACAGCCCAGUCUCCCUCGUUAUCUUUUUCUGUUGUUGUUUUUUUAAAAUAUUGUUUGUACUUUUACUUUAUAUGGAUUUCAAUAAUGAACUUUUGAAUGAAAGACAAGUUUAACACUUUCCUAUCAGUGUUGAAUAUUCUGUAGUUGGUUUUACUGUAUAGGACAGCAAGCAAGUGUAUCAUGUUUACAAUGUAAUGAAAUAAGAGUAUAUAUUUAAUGUUAAUGAACUGAUCAUUGUCAGAAAAAAGGAGUACUAUAAAGCUG
Oreochromis aureus is the source of this 2772-nucleotide messenger RNA. RefSeq lists its product as uncharacterized. NCBI's taxonomy places the organism in Eukaryota, Metazoa, Chordata, Actinopteri, Cichliformes, Cichlidae. Bases 17 to 952 code for a protein of 311 amino acids. Gene Ontology annotation, cellular component: external side of plasma membrane. Gene Ontology annotation, biological process: negative regulation of T cell proliferation; cellular response to lipopolysaccharide; cell surface receptor signaling pathway. The record is from RefSeq and is a predicted model, not a curated record. The transcript has 5 exons.